Molecule: messenger RNA, 1727 nt
Organism: Cricetulus griseus (Chinese hamster)
Lineage: Eukaryota; Metazoa; Chordata; Mammalia; Rodentia; Cricetidae
Source: RefSeq, a predicted model, not a curated record
AUGAUCAGCUCAGACCCCAAGUCCUCCCCUGGCUUGGCUCGGUGGGCCGAGAGCUAUGAGGCCAAGUGCGAGAGCCGCCGCUGUCGCCGCAAUGAAACCACUUGCCGCCAGCCAGGGAAGGUGCUGAGGACCCAGCACAGGGAACGGCUUCAGAGAGCUCGGCAGCUCCAGUUCCUCAGAAGGAGAGACCUGGAGGAUGAGAAGAGAGGCCAGGCCAAGGAGCAAGGGCCCUCCCAAAAGACAGAAGGAGGGACAAGCCAGGUGACUGUCCUCAAGGGGUUCGUGCCUGGUGCCAACUAGACCUCUUUCCCUGGGCAGCAGGUAACAGGGACGGGCUCUGCCAUUUUCCCAACCCUGUGUCAUUCCUCCUCAAGCAUCCACGGAGACUUGGACGGCCUCCAUCCCUCACACAUGACAGCCUCUCUGCUGCAGGACUCUGCCAUCAAGAAGCCACACAGACAGCACCGGGGUACUCAGACAAAGCCGGAAGAGGCACAGCCAGCAGUAAAGAACGAUGCCAGUCAGCAAACCAACUGUGGAGUUGCAGUCCUAGACAAGGACAUCAUCCAGCUCUCCGAGUACCUCAAAGAAGCCCUACAAAGGGAGCUGAUCCUCAAGCAGAAAAUGCUGAUUCUCCAGGACCUGUUGCCUGCCCUGACCCGGGCUUCUGACAGCUCUUGGAAGGGGCAGCUUAAUGAAGACAAACUCAAGGGCAAACUAAGGUCCCUGGAAAACCAGCUCUACACCUGCAUGCAGAAAUACACUCCCUGGGGAAUGAAGAAGGUGCUGCUGGAGAUGGAAGACCAGAGGAGCAAUUACGAGCAGAAGGCCAAGGAGACACUGCAGAAAGUGCUGGAGGAGAAAAUGGAUGCAGAGCAGCAACUGCGGAGUGUGCAGCUGUCCCUGGCUUUGGCGGAACGGAAGUGUGAAGAGUGGAGGAGCCAGUACGAGGCUCUAAAGGAGGACUGGAGGACACUAGGGGACCAGCACAGGGAGCUGGAGAGCCAACUGCAUGUGCUUCAGUGCAAACUACAGAGAGCAGACAGCAGAGACUCACAAAUGAACCAGGCCCUGCGGCUUUUAGAAAGUGAGCACCAGGAGCUGCAGGCCAAAAUUGAGCACCUGCAAGGGGACAGAGAGCAGCAGAGCUCUGACACCCGGGACCUACAAGAUCAACUGAAGAGGUCAGAGGAGGAGAAACAGGCCCUGGCGAGCAGAAUACAACAGCUGCAGAGUCUGCUUCAGAAACAGUCCUUACUCCAUCAAGAACAGGAGAAACUCUUAAAGAAAGAUCAGGCUUUACCUGUGUGGAAUCCAAAGCUCUCCCCUGAUGAAGCAAAGCCCGAGAGUACAGGGGAGGAGAAAGACUGGGAGCUCAGAGACCAGCUACAAAAGGAGACAUCUCAGCUCCAGGCCGAGGAAAAGGAGCGGCAGUGUGGCCAAUGGCUCCCGGUGCUGAUGGUGGUGAUCGCUACAGCACUGGCGGUGUUCCUGGCAAACAUAGACAGCCUGGUGAUAUGAAUAACUUCUGGCAUCUGUCUGUCUGUCUGUGUAAAAUUCAGAAGCAAACAAUUCCAUGAAAAACUUGAGUUUUGGACUUUUUACAACUUGGGUUUUCCCUCUGAGUGAAUCCAGAGUCCUAGUUUGUUUGUUUGUUUUUUUUCACCAUGUUCUAAAUAAACUUUAUCUCACAAGACUAUUCUUCAGAACUGUAUAUUCCUGGAAAA